UGUUAUUGUAAAUAUUUUGUCAACAAAUGAAAUUUUGUGUUUUUAGUGGCAUAUCUUCUUAGUUUUACCACAAUAAAUAUGAAAAAAACUGAAUACUUUACACCGCAAUCAUCGGAUCACGUAGGCUAUACAGAAAAUUGUGAUAAUAAUGAUGGAAGGUCGGAAAAUGGUGAAUUCGAUUAUGAAUAUGAAGAUGAUGAUACUUGUACACCUUUGGAAUUGGAGAAAUUAUUCACACAUAAAUACAAAAUACAUGACGAACCAGGCGUAGCGUUUGACAGCAGUUAUGUAUUAAGCUUGGCAAAAGAUGAUUCUUUUACAUGCGUAGCAGCUGGCCUGUCAGAUGGAUCGGUGCGCAUGUUUCAGACCGGUUCUGAAAAUGGUGUAUAUAUAAGAGCUCCAAUAUCAACUAAAAAAAAUCAAGCCCUAACCAUAUGUGGUGUACGUUUUUUGGACGAAACACCAAAUUUAUUAAUGGUCGGAACAACUAAUGGUCUUGUACGUCUCUUGGAUUUGCGAACACGAAAUGAAGUGAUUCGUUUUGAGAACGUUCCUGUAGAUACAAAUUUUCCCUCAGAUAUUCUAUCCUUUGAUCGUAAUUCAAAUGGUCGAUUACUAUCCAUGGGAACUACGAAACGUCAGGAACAUGUAUUUAUAUUAUUUUAUGAUUUACGAACAUCUAAUCAGUUAUUUAAAUACACGGAGAGUCAUGAAGACGAUAUAACCUCUUUACGUUUUCAUCCAAAUAAACCUGAUUUUUUAUGUUCCGGAUCCAUAGACGGUUUGAUAAAUAUUUUUGAUAUCAAAGCAAAUAGCGAGGAAGAUGCUAUUUUGAGCAUAAUGAAUACUGAAAGCUCUGUGCAAAAGAUUAAUUGGCAUACAAAUAACAAAGGCCAUGAUGUAGUGUCCUGUAUAACUGAUACAAACGAUUUUAAAGCUUAUGAAUUUGAUGGAGAUCUAAUUGCGGAUUUCGAUCGAUUGAAAAUAACUGAAAUAAUUAAACGUCAAAACGAAGCAAAUUGUAAUUUAAUUGAUUGUCACAGAACUAUCGAUAAUGAUAUGAUGUUGCUUACCGGAUCCAACUUAAACAAUGGGUCAACUUUACGCUCCUGCACGUUAACAAAUGGGAAAUUAAUACCGCAUACGAAUUUUGAAGGCAAUACUCAAAUUGUUCGUGAAAGUAUAUACGAUGCCAAGACGAAUAUUUUUAUAACUGCGGGGGAAAGAGGUUUUGUAACAAUAUGGACUCCACUAACAUGGAAUGAAACAAAAACGAGCAGUCCUACUAUAGAUAGUUCUCCUUCGGGUAGUUCAAAAAUUAAAUCACAGCCAAAGUCAAAUAAAUUUACACCUUAUUAGAAUAAA
Messenger RNA from Calliphora vicina (urban bluebottle blowfly), 1365 nucleotides. RefSeq names its product WD repeat-containing protein 89-like. The transcript has 5 exons. NCBI's taxonomy places the organism in Eukaryota, Metazoa, Arthropoda, Insecta, Diptera, Calliphoridae. Gene Ontology annotation, molecular function: protein binding. The record is from RefSeq and is a predicted model, not a curated record. Bases 79 to 1359 code for a protein of 426 amino acids.